CUUUGUGUGGGGUGGAUUAGCGGAUAGGCACAUAGUAAAAACGAGAGCAUCAAUCGGAGAAAAGGCGAGAAAAACGUCCGUAAAUUAUUGGAUUGCCGUCGCGGAGUGCGACAUUGUCCGCCCGUUUUAACUGGACGGACAUGCAAGUUGCAGACUGGGGAGUUGCGUGAGUGAGCCCUCGUUACCAUGACGACCCACGUGACCCUGGAGGAUGCCCUGUCCAACGUGGACCUGCUGGAGGAACUGCCCCUCCCUGACCAGCAGCCCUGUAUCGAGCCCCCGCCCUCCUCCAUCAUGUACCAGGCCAACUUUGACACCAACUUUGAGGACAGGAAUGCAUUUGUGACUGGCAUCGCCCGCUACAUUGAACAGGCCACUGUGCAUUCAAGCAUGAACGAGAUGCUGGAGGAGGGCCACGAGUACGCUGUCAUGCUCUACACCUGGAGGAGCUGUUCCAGGGCCAUUCCCCAGGUGAAGUGCAACGAACAGCCCAACAGAGUGGAGAUCUACGAGAAGACCGUGGAGGUGCUGGAGCCGGAGGUCACCAAGCUCAUGAAGUUCAUGUACUUCCAGAGGAAGGCCAUAGAGCGGUUCUGUGGUGAGGUGAAGCGCCUGUGCCACGCCGAGAGGAGGAAGGACUUUGUGUCGGAGGCCUACCUGCUGACCCUGGGGAAGUUCAUCAACAUGUUCGCCGUGCUGGACGAGCUCAAGAACAUGAAGUGCAGCGUGAAGAACGACCACUCUGCCUACAAACGGGCGGCCCAGUUCCUGAGGAAGAUGGCCGACCCCCAGUCCAUCCAGGAGUCCCAGAACCUCUCCAUGUUCCUGGCCAAUCACAAUAGGAUCACGCAGUGCCUGCACCAGCAGCUGGAGGUCAUCCCUGGGUACGAGGAGCUGCUGGCCGACAUCGUCAACAUCAGUGUGGAUUAUUACGAGAACAAGAUGUACCUGACCCCCAGCGAGAAACACAUGCUGCUCAAGGUGAUGGGCUUUGGGCUGUACCUGAUGGACGGUAACGUCAGCAACAUCUACAAGCUCGACGCGAAGAAGAGGAUCAACCUGGGCAAGAUCGACAAGUUCUUCAAGCUCCAGGUGGUGCCUCUGUUCGGGGACAUGCAGAUCGAGCUGUCACGCUACAUCGAGACCAGCGCUCACUACGAGGAGAACAAGUCCAAGUGGACGUGCACCCAGAGCAGCAUCUCCCCGCAGUACAACCUGUGCGAGCAGAUGGUGCAGAUCCGCGACGACCACAUCCGCUUCAUCUCGGAGCUGGCGCGCUACAGCAACAGCGAGGUGGUGACGGGCUCGGGCCUGGACAGCCAGAAGUCGGACGAGGAGUACCGGGAGCUGUUCGACCUGGCCCUGCGCGGCCUGCAGCUGCUCUCCAAGUGGAGCACGCACGUCAUGGAGGUGUACUCGUGGAAGCUGGUCCAUCCCACAGACAAGUUCUGCAACAAGGACUGCCCCGGCACGGCGGAGGAGUACGAGAGAGCCACGCGCUACAACUACACCAGCGAGGAGAAGUUCGCCCUGGUGGAGGUCAUCGCCAUGAUCAAAGGACUGCAGGUGCUCAUGGGCCGCAUGGAGUCUGUGUUCAACCAGGCCAUCAGGAACACCAUCUACGCCGCGCUGCAGGACUUUGCCCAGAUGACCCUGAGAGAGCCGCUCCGCCAGGCCGUACGUAAGAAGAAGAACGUCCUCAUCAGCGUCCUCCAGGCCAUCCGCAAGACCAUCUGUGACUGGGAGGGCGCCAGGGAACCCCCCAACGACCCCUGCCUGAGGGGGGAGAAGGACCCCAAGGGGGGGUUCGACAUCAAGGUGCCCCGGAGAGCUGUGGGGCCCUCCAGCACGCAGCUGUACAUGGUGCGCACCAUGCUGGAGUCCCUCAUAGCGGACAAGAGCGGCUCUAAGAAGACCCUGCGCAGCAGCCUGGACGGGCCCAUCGUCCUGGCCAUAGAGGACUUCCACAAGCACUCCUUCUUCUUCACACACCUGCUCAACUUCAGCGAGGCCCUGCAGCAGUGCUGUGACCUGUCCCAGCUGUGGUUCAGGGAGUUCUUCCUGGAGCUCACCAUGGGCCGCAGGAUCCAGUUCCCCAUCGAGAUGUCCAUGCCCUGGAUCCUCACCGACCACAUCCUGGAGACCAAGGAGCCCUCCAUGAUGGAGUACGUGCUCUACCCUCUGGACCUGUACAACGACAGCGGCUACUACGCCCUCACCAAGUUCAAGAAGCAGUUCCUGUACGACGAGAUCGAGGCUGAGGUAAACCUCUGCUUCGAUCAGUUUGUGUACAAGCUGGCCGAUCAGAUAUUCGCCUACUACAAGGCCAUGGCUGGGAGCGUUCUCCUGGACAAGCGCUUCAGAGCAGAAUGUAAAAACUACGGCGUGAUCAUCCCUUACCCUCCCUCCAACCGCUACGAGACCCUGCUGAAACAGAGACACGUACAGCUGCUGGGUCGCUCCAUUGAUCUGAACCGUCUGAUCACGCAGAGGAUCUCAGCAGCUAUCUACAAGUCUCUGGACCAGGCCAUCAGCCGCUUCGAGAGCGAGGACCUCACCUCCAUCGUGGAGCUGGAGUGGUUGAUGGAGAUCAACCGUCUGACCCACCGGCUGCUGUCCAAGCACAUGACCCUGGACAGCUUUGACGCCAUGUUCCGCGAGGCCAACCACAACGUGUCGGCCCCGUACGGCCGCAUCACGCUGCACGUCUUCUGGGAGCUCAACUUCGACUUCCUGCCCAACUACUGCUACAACGGCUCCACCAACCGCUUCGUGCGUACGGCCAUCCCCUUUACCCAGGAGCCUCAGCGGGACAAGCCAGCCAACGUGCAGCCCUACUACCUGUACGGAUCCAAGCCUCUGAACAUAGCCUACUCCCACAUCUAUAGCUCCUACCGGAACUUUGUUGGCCCGCCCCACUUUAAGACCAUCUGCCGUCUCCUUGGUUACCAGGGCAUCGCCGUGGUGAUGGAAGAGCUUCUCAAGAUAGUCAAGAGCCUGCUGCAGGGCACCAUCCUGCAGUAUGUGAAGACUCUGAUCGAGGUGAUGCCCAAGAUAUGCCGAUUACCUCGCCACGAGUAUGGCAGCCCAGGGAUUCUGGAGUUCUUCCACCACCAGCUGAAGGACAUCAUCGAGUACGCCGAGCUGAAGACAGACGUGUUCCAGAGUCUCCGGGAGGUCGGCAACGCCAUCCUCUUCUGCCUGCUCAUAGAGCAAGCCUUGGUGUCCCAGGAGGAAGUGUGUGACCUGCUCCAUGCAGCCCCCUUCCAGAACAUCCUCCCAAGGGUCUACAUCAAAGAGGGUGAGCGACUGGAGGUGAGGAUGAAGAGGCUGGAGGCCAAGUAUGCCCCCCUGCACCUGGUUCCUCUGAUCGAGAGGCUGGGCACCCCCCAGCAAAUCGCCAUCGCCCGCGAGGGCGACCUGCUGACCAAGGAGCGCCUGUGCUGCGGCCUGUCCAUGUUCGAGGUCAUCCUGACGCGCAUCCGCAGCUUCCUGCAGGACGCCGUGUGGCGGGGGCCGCCGCCCACCAACGGCGUGAUGCACGUGGACGAGUGCAUGGAGUUCCACCGCCUGUGGAGCGCCAUGCAGUUCGUCUACUGCAUCCCCGUGGGCACGCACGAGUUCACCGCAGAGCAGUGCUUCGGAGACGGACUGAACUGGGCCGGCUGCUCCAUCAUCGUGUUGCUGGGUCAGCAGCGGCGCUUCGACCUCUUUGACUUCUGCUACCACCUCCUCAAGGUGCAGCGGCAGGACGGCAAGGACGAGAUCAUCAAGAACGUGCCCCUGAAGAAGAUGGCGGACCGCAUCAGGAAGUACCAGAUCCUGAACAACGAGAUCUUCGCCAUCCUCAACAAGUACAUGAAGGCCGUGGAGACGGACAGUUCCACCGUGGAGCAUGUGCGCUGCUUCCAGCCACCUAUACACCAGUCCCUGGCCACCACCUGCUGAGAACCCCCCCCCCCACACACUCCACAGCCCCCCCCCCCCCCCUCCCCACACACGUGUGCCCACUCCAUAGCACCCACACACACUCUGCCUCUCGAAACAUGGUAAACAUGAGUCGUGACUUUUACCAUUCUUCACAUUGGCAACUAAUAUUACAUGGCAGGAGUGUUCUCUUGUCAUAGCUCUAGAACUACCGAGGCCUACUGGAAACCCAUACGAUUCUGUCUUAAACCGAAUUAGACUCUGUUUAUCUCUGGCUCCCCUGAAACUACAAACCCCAGUAGUCCAUGUUCUGUAGGUGUAGGAUAACUCGGCCUCUUCUUCUGUGGUCACAGUCAGACUGUCCUACCCAGACCCAUGCAUGCCUUCAUGCCUUCCUCAAGCUGUGUACCAUGAGGACUGGGCUCUCACUCACACACACACACACACACAUAUAUACACGUACAUACACACAUGCAACACACAAGUCAAUCAGAGAGCUUGGGACCAACCUUACUCCUGCAGAUAGACUGAGAACAAUCUAGAAUCUUCAAUCUUAAAGAGGACUUGCAUAGACCCUAGACGAAACCCAGAUGGAUCUCAAACUGAUUUCGAAAUAUAUGAAAAAUGAAUUUUGUAGAUGAUAUACAAAAGCAAAUAAGUUUGAGUCCAUGUUGGUGCUGUGGUACUACUACUGAAGGACCCCACCAUCGGCACGACCCUCAUCACUUCAAUCAUGAUACAAUUAACAUUGUCUGUUCAUCCAACGGUUAUUGCUGUUGAUUUGAACCGUAUACACCUUUGCAGCAAAACACUUGAUUUCAGAGGAAAAUGAACAACAUUUGUUUUAUUUAUUUGUGUGUUUCUUUUUUGCUUUGAUUUAUUUUCUCCUCAUGAUUUCUAACAUCCAGAGCCUCUGAGUGCAUUUUAUCCAGUACCCAUAUUCAUUGUGAAUUUCACUGUUGAAACUAAGUGAAGUGUUGAGUGUUGUAGUUUUUGUUUUUAAUUAUUGAUAAUUUAAUUGACAUAUUUGGUACAUGUCUCUUCUAUGAACUAGAAACCUCAUCGACAAUUAUCCUUCCGUUUGUUGGAACUUUCAUUUUUAUUUGACCAUUUCUCUGCGAAUUACACAUCUUCAUCUGCGCAAGUGUGUUUACAUUUUCCCAGAAAAAAAUAACAAUAAAAUACAAUACAUUAGAAAUACCCUCUUAGGCUUGAGGAAAGGCUAGAUCAUCCAGCUCAAAGGGAUUCCUUUUUUUGUCAGAAAAGACUCUACAUCGGAUCCCCCUUGUAAGUGAAUUGAAGAUAUUGAUGCUACCUUCUACAGUAGGUAGAUCAUUGGGAAAAUGUGGUUACCUAAAUAUAUUCAGUAUUUACCAGUGUUGGACUUUGCUUUAGAGUUAGCAGUGUUACCAAAAUAUGCAAAUAUUUUGUGCCCUCUUUUUGUUUUCUUAUAAAGGAUACAUCAGACACAGUUUUAUGACAAUAUUCCCAUCAUGUGUUUAUUUGUUGCAUUUUGAAUGAAAAAUAAGAAAGUUUCUUUGUAUUUGUUCCAGUGGUCAUUUUAUUAUAUUUAUUCACAAAACUACACCUUAUUGUUCAUUGAAUGGUUGAAUUUAUGAAAAAGUGAAGGUAUAAAUUAUCAUCUUCAAACCUUAGCAUGACAAAAGUGUACUUUAUUGUCAUCAAUGGCUCCAUUUGUGACAUGAGGUUUUGUUUUUGAUAUUGUUGUACGAGUGACCAUGUUUUGAAAUACAAAAAAGGAGUAAAGAAUAUAACAUGUACAACAAUGGUCCUGCAAAAGGAUUUGAAAUUAUGUUGUAUUUCCAUGAAAUAAAAAUGUCUAA
This is a messenger RNA of Osmerus eperlanus (European smelt), 5771 nucleotides long. It is a transcript of the gene cyfip2, whose product is annotated as cytoplasmic FMR1 interacting protein 2. Gene Ontology annotation, cellular component: synapse; neuron projection. The record is from RefSeq and is a predicted model, not a curated record. The coding region runs from base 187 to 3948 and encodes 1253 amino acids. NCBI's taxonomy places the organism in Eukaryota, Metazoa, Chordata, Actinopteri, Osmeriformes, Osmeridae. The transcript has 30 exons. Gene Ontology annotation, molecular function: small GTPase binding. Gene Ontology annotation, biological process: cell projection assembly; apoptotic process; axon guidance.